UGGAACGAUGCGUGUCUCUGUAGCACGAGUGCGCUUCCACCCAGCACUCGCAAGAGUACAGCAUAUCACCCCCCGUGCCCGGUAUGCCACCACCGCCCCCACCCCUGCAGAAGACUACGACAUCGUCAUCGUCGGCGGUGGUCCUGCCGGUCUCGCACUAGCGGGCGCACUCGCUUCUUCCCCCGCUGUGUAUGCCACUUCCAGGAUCGCGCUCGUCGAAGCCGGGAGCUUGGACAAGGUGCGGGAGUGGACGAUGGGAGAAGGGGAGUUCAGCAAUCGCGUGAGCAGUAUUACGAACGUGUCGCGCGAGUUUCUGCAUGGAUUCGGCGCAUGGGAUUAUCUGGAUCAGACACGUACAAUGCCAGUGGAGGAGAUCCAAGCCUGGGACGGUCUCUCCUCUGCAAGGAUCACGUUCAACACGUCAGACAUCCCUUCCUCCUCUCCUGCCCGAUCACCCCACCUCCGCCCAAGUCAGAUUGCAACCAUGGUCGAGAACCUUAAUAUCCAGCGCGCCCUUCUCCGGACACUGGAGGACAAACCGGAUGUGAACCUGCUGGAUAACGUCAAGGUUCUCUCGAUCACACGGAACUCGGCGGACGAAACGGAUGAUUACCCGCACCUGACCCUCUCAGAUGGGCGCACACUCCGCGCUCGACUGCUCAUCGGCGCAGACGGUCCUUCCUCCCCUGUGCGUGCAUAUACCCAGAUCUCCUCUUAUGGCUGGGCAUACCCAACGCACGCAGUCGUUGGCACCCUCUUUCACCGCCCGCACCCUCUAGGCCUGCCCAACGCCACCGCCUUCCAGCGAUUCCUCCCCACAGGUCCAAUCGCUUUCCUCCCUCUCUCACCAACCGCCGCCUCCCUCGUCUGGAGCACCCGGCCAGAGCUCGCCGCCGCUAUGAAACAACUCGACUCCGCCGCCCUAGCAAGAUACGUAAACGCUGCCUUCCGCCUCCCCUGGCUCUCGCUAAACUACCUCAACACCGUCCUGCUCGAAUCGUACGCCUCCGGUACGCCUCUCACCGCUUCCCAGGCAGAAGAGGAAAUCUCGUUCCGCCAGCAAGCGCACUCGAUCGACGCCUCCUCCGCCCUCUCCUCACUCCAGACAACCAUCGGCGUCCCAGCAGAAGGAUCAGACUCCUUCCCUCCGCUCAUCCAUUCCCUCCAAAGGGGGACAAUCGCCUCCUUCCCCCUCCGGCUAACGCACGCCGAUUCCUACCUCGGCUCUUCCUCCCAAGGCAGAGGCCGCACAGCCCUAGUAGGGGAUGCGGCGCACACGUGCCACCCGCUGGCUGGGCAAGGGCUCAACAUGGGGCUCGCAGACGUGUGCGAGCUCGUACGCUGCCUAGACGCUGGAGCGCAGCACGGUUCCGACCUUGGGACACAGGUCGUCCUCCAGCCUUAUGCGCGCAAUAGGUACGCAGCGAAUCACAGCAUGCUGAGCGUUACGGACAAACUGCACAAGCUGUAUGCGCUCCAGAGCUGGCCGGCGGUCUGGGCGCGCAGUACAGGCCUUGAAGUCGUCAACGAGCUCCUCGCUCUUAAGGGUGCGAUCAUGCUCGGUGGUGGGGCAGCGAGGGAGGAGCCAAACGCGGGGAAAGCGGCUAUGCGGUUCGCUGCUGAUGCUGUUGAGGUCGGAGCGAGCACGCUGUAUGGUGCUAAGGCGUUACUUAGCGGUUUAGGGUCAAUCGCGGGCACGGUAGUGGGUAAAGCGGUAGGAAGUCUGAUUACGAACGCUGGGAAACAGUAGCCUUCUACGGGGCAGAACGGCAAAAGUAUAUAUGCGAAGAGGAAUAAAAGCACUAUUCUACGAUAGUGGGCUGCGGAAAGUAGAGAAGGACGGAGAGAGAUACUGGGUAUGGUAGAACACAUGUACACUGUCCGGGUCGCAAACCAGGGGUAUAGAACUACAUAUACAGGAGCGCGCUGCGCUCACCCGAUAAGAAACGAAAUUGCAGGAAGGGCAUCGCGUGUCAUGAUAUACAGAAGCAGAAGGAGACCGAAGCAGACGAAGCAAGCGCUUGAACAUUUCAAGCUUUAGCGGGCGCCGGGGUGGCAGAAGCGAGUUCUGGGGUUUGCUCGGAUUUAGCCUCGCCGACAACUUCCUUCUUCGUCCCGAAUAUGACGGAUGGCUGGCGAGCGCCUAGAGUGUUGCUGACUGAGUGUGCCAUCCAGGACCAGGCGAGUGCGCUGAGCUGGAUCCAGGCGAGGACGAGGAUGAGCCUCCAGUCUGCCGGCUCGUCGAGGUAGUGCCCGAGCCAUUUCGGGCGUUUGGAAACAGGGAUCGUCCAACAUCUUACUUGGUGCGCGAGCGCCUCUUUGUCCGUAGGGCGGUAAGCCGCGUAGCUCGGCGCGAAGCAGGCAGUAAACAUCGCCUUAUCGCUCGCUGAGAACUCGUGGCUCUGUUCGGCCCCGAGCGCGUAUGCUUGCUCAGAGUCGGUAGUGGAGAGGAGGAGGGUGAAGAACCUCGACGAGCGGUAGUGGACGACGAGGGUGCGGUGGGGGGGUGCCUUUGGGUGCGAGGCUUCGAAGGUUGGGAGAGGGGAAGGAGAGGAGGUGCAGAUGAGCCGGACAGUCAUCUCCUCCAGCUCGACCCGUUGGCGGAGGAAUGCUUCGGUCCGCAGACGCGCAUAUAGGUCGGCUGGCGACUCGAAUGCCAACCCUAGGACGCUGCGUAAUGAAAACGAC
Molecule: messenger RNA, 2688 nt
Organism: Dacryopinax primogenitus
Lineage: Eukaryota; Fungi; Basidiomycota; Dacrymycetes; Dacrymycetales; Dacrymycetaceae
Product: ubiquinone biosynthesis hydrox
Exons: 2
Coding region: 8-1750 (580 amino acids)
Biological process (GO): ubiquinone biosynthetic process
Cellular component (GO): mitochondrion
Molecular function (GO): FAD binding; 2-octaprenyl-6-methoxyphenol hydroxylase activity; oxidoreductase activity, acting on paired donors, with incorporation or reduction of molecular oxygen, NAD(P)H as one donor, and incorporation of one atom of oxygen
Source: RefSeq, a predicted model, not a curated record